AAAGGGGAAGACAUCGUCACCGUGCUGCACCAUCAAGGCGCGUCCUGCCAAAGUGUAAGUGGAUCGAGUCGACCGGGGUACCUUGAACCGUGGUGGCCGACUCUGGAAACGUUGGUAAGCACCCCAACAUCUGGUCCUUCGAGCCGGAUCCAAAAUCAAGAGCAAGAAAUAGGGUAUCCAUUGGUCAAAAUGAGCUUCAACGAUGCGUUCAAGUGUCCUUUAUGCCACACACGGCAUUCGUUCCGGCACUGCCGCCCCUUCUUGUCGGCGAUACCUUCCGAUAAGGAAGCCAUCGUACGCAAGUACAAUGGUUGCGUAAAUUGUCUCGGUCUGGGACACCGAGCGAUAACUUGCCCGUGGAAUGAAGGUUGUCGGGUGUGCAAUUUCGCCCACCACUCUUUAUUACACCCGCUAGAUAACCGUCGAGAAGUUUGGUUGUCCAUGACGGCAGAGGUCUUUAUCCACUUCCCAGGCCUAGAUGAAACCCCACAGAAGGUGCGUGUGCUUAUCGACCCGCUGCGUGAGGAGAGUACCCUUCAAAUGGGAUUACCCAGCCAAGGUCCAUUGUAUCCCAGUCCGGUACGGGUCGUUCUCACGUCAACGAACAACAAUGUUCGGACAUACACCACCAAUUUGAAGGUGCUGGGCGAGUCAGACCUUCUAGAGCCUCGGCACCCGGUUGACUUGAAGUGCGUGAGAAAGGCGUAUUUGAAGAAGGCGGUAGCGGAUCCUACUUUCGAGAAGCCCGGCAAAUACAAUGUGGUACUCGGUAAGCCGGCAUCUGAAGGCAUUUUCCUGGGCCUACCCGUUUUUGAGCGCGGCAUGCCAUAUGCCCAAAACACCGUCUUUGGAUGGACAUUUUUCGGCGACGUGGAGCGAAAGAUUUAAAUAAUGUUUUUUUUUUUCUUACCCGUGUGAGGAGGCGUUGCAGUACCAUAUUUGUCCCAGAGGGACUCAACGAUUGCUGGCUCAAUUAACGUUGUUUUUUAACUGUAUAUUUCCAUAUCUUUCAUCAUAAUUUAUUUUAUCGUCAUAUUUUGAAUUAAAAACAGUUUGUAAUUAAUUUAGAUUUUAGUGUCCACUAAAUUGAAUUUCCAUGGACAAUUGCAUUAAUUAAUAUUAUAUAGUUUAGUUGGAACCCUGUCCCAAGGGGGGGAGGAUGUUCAUGGGAGAAAAACGCGUGAAUGUGAAUAUGAACCCAUGAACGUCUUCCCACCCUAUUGUGAUUCUAUUGUGAAUCAUUUUAUUUUAGUUUAUUCCUUCUCAUUGUUUUCUCUUUCUAUAAUGAAAACAAAAACAAAACGUAGAAACUAGAGAAAACAAUGAAAAAGAAGAAGAUCAUUUUUUUGGAGUUAGAGUUGAAUUUGAUUUUGUCAUUCCGUUUGUUUUUUCCCAAGAGAACAGUAGUUCGACUUAAUAAGAAUAAAUAAAAGUUAUUAAAAUAAAGCACAAGUGUUAGUUC
Molecule: messenger RNA, 1462 nt
Organism: Musca domestica (house fly)
Lineage: Eukaryota; Metazoa; Arthropoda; Insecta; Diptera; Muscidae
Exons: 2
Coding region: 190-888 (232 amino acids)
Source: RefSeq, a predicted model, not a curated record